Molecule: messenger RNA, 802 nt
Organism: Dendroctonus ponderosae (mountain pine beetle)
Lineage: Eukaryota; Metazoa; Arthropoda; Insecta; Coleoptera; Curculionidae
Cellular component (GO): extracellular region
Molecular function (GO): chitin binding
Source: RefSeq, a predicted model, not a curated record
CAAAUCCCCAAAAACAGGCACAAAUUAGAGAAAAUCUCAUAGUUUUCUAUGUCGUCGAUGGUCGAUUCUCGCAACCACUUCCAUUGUCCGGUCAAUCAAAAUUCUCUUUGAGGAUCUUCCAAACAUGCGGCGGAUCUUAAUAAAGUCGAACCCAACUCUAAUUUUUUGCCUAUUUAGCGAACUCAGGCCGUGGGUGUUGGUUCUGAUUGCGAUUAAUCGUCGAAUAGGAAGUGAGCGAACUGAAAAAAUGUGCCGAUUGAUUAGUAGCUAAUUUGCGAAAAGUGCAUUAUUCGUCAACAAACGCCGUGCUUUGUUUAUGGGACUGAGAAUCAAGUGCCGCAAGUACAUGGUGACGCUUCAGUGGAUUUUUUCUUGCACUAUGAUCGCCGUUGGUCUCAUUUUUGUGCUGGCGCUGGCAACGUUGGGAAAUUGCCAAAACGAACAAUUAACCCUGGAAGAGUGUUUCGACAAAUACGAACGCGGCAUCUAUCCGCAUCCAGACGACUGCACCAAAUUCCUCUCAUGCGCCACCACUGAUCCUCUCGACUGUCCAGCCGGGCUGCACUUUAACCCCGGCGAGUUCGUCUGUGAUUGGCCAGCGAAUGCUGGCUGCAUGAAAGUGACCACGCCCACUCCCGAUCAAACUGACAGCCCCACUCCGGAGUCACUGGCAUCUGAACCCGAAGCUCAGAAGACUGCGACGUCUGAAUCUCCUGAUCAGUCGCCAACGACUCCCACUCCCCAAUUAUCAACUAGUGAAGAAGCAGAGCCAAAGGGCGCGACCACGGAAGAACCUUCUGAG